AUGGUCGGAGGUAGUAAUUUUGGCGAGCUUCUUGGUGCCGGAUUUGUCUUUCUCUUCACCAAUCUCGUUCAAACUCCAAUGCCAUGGCUCCGACUCGACGCCCUGAUGCUUCUCAUCGUCUGGUAUCUCCCUUACUGGUAUCCCAAGAAGGGUGAUGUGAACGAAGCCUGGCGUGUUGCUGGUACCUUCGUUCCCAUCUCUUUCGGUUGGGCUGCCAGUGAUGUUUCUCUUGCUGCUUACAUCCAGGCCUCGCUUGCCCGCUUGGAGGCCGAAAACAAGGAAGUCUCAGCCUUGGGCGCUAUUGUCAUUUACGCCAUCUGCUCUCCUCUUCUAGGUCGCUACAUUGACCGUGUCUACGCGGAGAAAGGUGGUCCCGACGGCGGGAACAUUCAUCGAGCUAUCAGGAAUGUGGGCGGCGUGCAAUUCACCGUGCUCAUGGCCGUUGUGCUCGCCUCGACAUUCAUACCCAAGGGAGCCCUGUCUUUCAAUCCCAAGAUACUCAAUGAUGAGGUUCUUGAUCAUGACAUUGAUCAUGAUGCUGACGAUGGAUUUGUGGACGAAAAGAAGCGCAAGGCCAGCAUUGUAGACAAAAAAAAAUGGAGGAGCAGGCAGAGGGAAGACGUCAGAGUGUCACAAGAGUGUCUGCUGACAUCAACGACACCUCGCCGGAUAUGA
Molecule: messenger RNA, 675 nt
Organism: Cladophialophora bantiana CBS 173.52
Lineage: Eukaryota; Fungi; Ascomycota; Eurotiomycetes; Chaetothyriales; Herpotrichiellaceae
Exons: 3
Coding region: 1-675 (224 amino acids)
Source: RefSeq, a predicted model, not a curated record